AUGUAUUCCCAUCACAUCAGGUGUGCUCAUCAGAGUGCUCCUUUACAUCAGUUGUCCCCAUCAGACUGCCCCUUUACAUCAGUGUCCCCUUACACUCAAAGUACCCCUUUCCAUCAUAUUUCCCCAUCGGAGUGCCCCUUUACAUCAUAUUCCCCAUCAGACUGCCCCUUUCCAUCACAUGUGCCAAUCAGACUGCCCCUUUCCAAAGUAUGUGCCCAUUUGUGCCCUCUUAACAUAACAUGUGCCCAUCAGAGUGCCCCCUUAACAUAAAAGAUGCCCAUCAGAGUGCCCCUUAACAUAAAAUGGGCCCAUCAGAGUGCCGCUUAACAUAAAAUGUGCUUGUCAGAGUGCCCCUUAACAUAAAAUGUACCCUUCCGUG
Messenger RNA from Staurois parvus, 379 nucleotides. NCBI's taxonomy places the organism in Eukaryota, Metazoa, Chordata, Amphibia, Anura, Ranidae. The record is from the annotation of a GenBank genome assembly.